GAUGGCAGAGGAGAGUGUCUUGUUGUGAUUUCUACCCUCAAAAACAUAAAAAAAACUAAUAUUGCAUUUGGUCGCUAGCUUUUUGUUGUUUUAUUGUUUUGAUUUGAGAAACAAAAAACAAACAAAAAAAACGACACAAGACUCCAAGUGAGUGGGCGGCAUGCCUCGACGCAGGAUGUGUUUUUUGCAGCGUCACGGACACACAGGGGAUUGUCCGCCGGGCUUGUAGAGGUUUUCGUAAUCCAGCCGAAUGAACAGAACGACAGCAAAGCAUCUCAUUGAGCGCUACUUUCGGCAGUUAACUGAAGGCUGUGGGAAUGGCAACUGCGAAAAUCAGCUCUGCGCUUCGUGUCGAGAUUUCCAGCCGCUGGACAAAAACUCGGCGGCGAUCCGAGCGCUGGAGUUAUGCAAGGUGAAAGCCAAACUCUGCGACCCUCAUGCUCAUGGUUCAGAGUCAGAUCCUCAGCCAGCCGAUCAUACCAAGGAGGACUUUUCAGAUAUCCAUUACCUCACAGAGAAUACCGUUUUUAUCAUUCUGAGCAUCUGCGAAGAAGAAGGCGACUACUCGGCUCUCAUUCGAGUCAUUGGCAGGGUGUUCUCUAACGCAGGUGCUCUGAUAAAAAGUUUCCGUAAGGAUGAACCCAACGCUGCGGAAGCUCUUCCCAGACAUGGAGACCAGCAGGAGUCGGAUCAGACGGGCACCUCCUUUUCUUCUGCAGACGCCUGCGAAGUGACGGUGGACAUUGACUCUGUGCGGCGGGUCUAUGACAGACUUCAGACCAACGAGCAGGCGGAGUCCGCUCUGGUGAAUGCGCUCCUCUACCUCACUCCUAAUGUGGAGCUCGACCUGGAGUACUUGGAUGCCUACAAGACAAACCCAGACUACCUGAACAUCUUUGUCAUUUUGAUGGAGAACAGCAACCUACACAGCCCCGAGUACCUGGAGUUAGCGUUGCCGCAGCUUUGUAAGGCCAUGAGCAAGCUGCCGGUGUGCGCUCUGGCCAGACUGUCCAAGCUGUGGUCCAAAUAUGACCUCCCGUACGUUCGCCACAUGAUGGAGACCUUCCAACAGCUCAUCACCUUCACCGUCGUCAGCCAGGAGUACAACGCAGAGAACCUGGUCAAUGACGACGAGACGGUGGUGGCCGCUUGCAAGUGUUUGAAAGUGGUGUUCUAUGCAAGCUUAGUGGGCGGCGACGUAGACGUGGAGCACAACGAAGACGACGACGGCGGGGAGUCCGACUCCGACGAGCUCACCUUGCACGAGCUGCUAGGCGAGGAGCGUCUCUACAAGAAGGGACCUCAGGUAGACCCUCUGGAGAAGGAGCUGGGUGUCCGACCCAUCGAUAGUAGGAAGCCCCUCAUCCCCUUUGAGGACUUUGUCAACGAGUCCCUCAAUGACGUGGUUGAGAUGGACAAGGAUUUCUCCUUCUUCAAAGUUGACGCGGAAACAAAGUUUUCUUUCCAGACCUGCCCCUUUGUCCUCAACGUGGUCACAAAGAACCAGGGGCUUUACUACGACAACAGGAUCAGGAUGUACAGCGAGCGGCGUCUCACCGCCCUCUACAGCAUGGUGCAGGGCCAGGAGCCCAACCCCUACCUCAAACUCAAAGUGCGCCGAGACCACAUUAUCGACGACGCCCUCAUCAGACUGGAGAUGAUCUCCAUGGAGAACCCGUCUGACUUGAAGAAACAGCUCUUUGUGGAGUUCGAGGGGGAGCAAGGAGUCGACGAGGGAGGCGUGUCCAAAGAGUUCUUCCAGUUGGUCUUGGAGGAAAUCUUCAAUCCUGACAUUGGAAUGUUCACGCACGACGACGACACCGAGCUCUUCUGGUUCAACUCGUCCUCGCUGGAGAACGAGGCGCAGUACACGCUGGUGGGCAUCGUGCUGGGCCUGGCUAUUUACAACAACUGCAUCCUGGACGUGCACUUCCCCAUGGUGGUCUACAGGAAGCUCAUGGGCAAGACGGGCACCUACUUGGACCUUUCAGAUUCACACCCGGUUCUAUACCGGAGUCUGAGGGAGCUUCUGGACUAUGGCGGCAAUGUGCAGGAGGACAUGGCGCUCACCUUCCAGAUAUCUCACACGGACCUUUUUGGAAGCCCAGUCUCGUACGACCUGAAGGAGGAAGGAGACCACAUUCCUGUUUCCAAGGACAACAGACACGAGUUUGUGCAGCUGUACGCCGACUACAUCCUGAACAAGAGCGUGGAGACGCAGUUCCGAGCUUUCAAGAAAGGCUUCCUCAUGGUGACCAGCGAGUCACCCAUGAAGUACCUGUUCAGACCCGAGGAAGUGGAGUUGCUGAUCUGCGGAAGCCGAAAACUUGACUUCCAGGCCCUGGAGAAGACGACGGACUAUGACGGCGGUUACAGCAAAGACAGUCGAGUCAUCAAGGACUUCUGGGAAACCAUCCACUCGUUUGAGGAGGAACAGAAGAAAAUGUUCCUUCAGUUCACCACAGGCACACACAGAGCACCUGUGGGCGGCCUGGGAAAACUGAAGAUGAUCAUCGCUAAAAACGGCUCAGACACUGACAGGUUGCCCACCUCUCACACCUGCUUCAACGCGCUGCUGCUUCCGGAAUAUUCCUCCAAGGAGAAGCUGAGAGAAAGACUCCUGAAGGCCAUCACUUACGCCAAAGGGUUUGGAAUGUUGUGACAACUUUUUAUGUUCAUCUUUUGCUCCGAAAUGAGACCCGCCCUCACAUUUAGAACAACUUUUUUUCCUUUCCGCAACAUCUUCUAUUCCACUUUUCAUCUUCAAGUCGCUGUGAAACAACUCUGAGCUGCGAGUUUGGUGAACGUUUCCGCAACAAUAAGAUCGUAAAUUAGGCUUUUCACUAAGAAAUAUUCGGUGCCUUAACAAACAAUUUUUUUUGUACAUUUCCUACUUCUUUGUUUUGAAGUGUUUAUGAACGUGCCCUUAAACAAGAUGGAGUUAAAAUACAGUUGCACCUCAGGAUAGCAGUUUCAAAAUAAAACUAACUUUUACACCGGGGGCCGCCAAAGCACAAUUGUUAGCAUUUUAUUAUUAGCAUGCUACUUUUGCAGGUGCACAUCUCUGCAUUCAAUAUUUUUGUUACUGCACGCAGGAUACCUGUUAGCAAUGCUAACUCUUUUAAAGCUGAGUUUGUAGGUGUACACCUCAGUUUGCAUUAGCAUGCUAGCUUUUAAAAAAAACUUUUUUUUUAGCUAAUUUAGCUGGUAUACAUAUCUUAG
This is a messenger RNA of Nerophis lumbriciformis (worm pipefish), 3222 nucleotides long. RefSeq names its product ubiquitin protein ligase E3A (gene ube3a). Lineage: Eukaryota; Metazoa; Chordata; Actinopteri; Syngnathiformes; Syngnathidae. Gene Ontology annotation, biological process: protein polyubiquitination. The record is from RefSeq and is a predicted model, not a curated record. Gene Ontology annotation, molecular function: ubiquitin protein ligase activity.